Onychostruthus taczanowskii (white-rumped snowfinch) is the source of this 1031-nucleotide messenger RNA. It is a transcript of the gene MALL, whose product is annotated as mal, T cell differentiation protein like. The record is from RefSeq and is a predicted model, not a curated record. Bases 255 to 716 code for a protein of 153 amino acids. Lineage: Eukaryota; Metazoa; Chordata; Aves; Passeriformes; Passeridae. Gene Ontology annotation, cellular component: membrane. Gene Ontology annotation, biological process: myelination. The transcript has 4 exons. Gene Ontology annotation, molecular function: structural constituent of myelin sheath.
CUUGCGCUGGCGCACGGCGGGGCCGGGGUCCCGCUCUGUCCCACCGCGGCUGGCAGUGGGAUGCACAAAGCGCCGCAGUCUCUCUGUCUCGGGCGGUGCCAGGGGCUGGCCGGGCCGGGGCAGCGGCGCGGUGCCAGCCCGGGCCGGUUCCUGCGCUUACGUGCCGCGGGCGUGUCCCUUAAAUCCCGCACGGGAGCGGCGCGGGGCAGGCGAGCCCCGGCGGAGCCGAGCGGAGCGGUGUCGGCGGAGGAGAGAUGGCCUCGGUGGGUCCCUCCGCAGCCCCCACGCAGCCCGCCCUGCCCUCCGGAGCCGCCGUCUUCAAAACCAUCCCCUACGCCUUCAUCCUGCCGGAGAUCGUCUGCGGGACCUGGGUGUGGAUCCUCGUCGCUGCUACCUCCGUCUCCUUGCCGCUGCUGCAGGGAUGGGUGAUGUACGUGUCCCUCACCUCCUGCCUCAUCUCCCUGCUGCUCCUCUUAAGCUACCUCCUCGGCUUCCACAGGAACAGCGAGAACUGGAAAGUGCUGGACAGUUUGUACCACGGCGCCACGGCCAUUCUGUACAUGAGCGCCGCUGUGCUGCAGGCCAACGCCACCAUCAACUCUGAGUUCGGCGUCAACGCGCCGCUCAACUACCAACUCAACAGCGCUGCAUCGUUCUUCGCCUUCCUCACGACCUUCCUGUACAUCCUCCACGCCUUCAGCAUCUACUACCAGUGAUCCUGGCAGCACCAGAUUCACCUUUACGGGACAAGGGCUUUCCCAGUGUGAGAGACCCUGCUGUCCUCCCAAGGUGUCUCUGCCCCAGCCCUGUCACCGGGCCUCAGGAACAGCAAGUCCUUUUGCACUUCAUCACAGGAGGGAUUUUGCUGGCACACGUUGGUGUGCCUGUGGACAUUUCCUGCCUUGUCUGGGGGAGGGACUUGCAAGGGGAGGGACUGGGUGCAGGCCCCAAGCCUCCAAUACCAACAUUCUGCCAAAUAUUGACAACCAGAGGAAGAGAGAGAAAAAAAAAAUCACUGUUCCUUCAGCAAA